Molecule: messenger RNA, 153 nt
Organism: Cetraspora pellucida
Lineage: Eukaryota; Fungi; Glomeromycota; Glomeromycetes; Diversisporales; Gigasporaceae
Source: the annotation of a GenBank genome assembly
UUAUUAGAUUUAAUUGAUUCAAUUGAAGAUGAAGAUGAAAGUGAGGUGAGCAUUGUCAAUAAGAUGAAGGUGAGUGUAAGCAUUGUCGAUAGAUUGAAGGUAGACAUUGUCAAUAAGAUGAAGGUAAGGAUGAAUGUUGUUGAUGAAAUGAAG